AUGACCGGCGAACCAAUGACUGCCCGUGGAGCCGUUGCUGGACGUGCGCCCCAUCUACAGCCCCCACACGCCAACCAUCCCCUGCAAGCGCUACGCACGGACGACAUUGAGGUGCAGGUCCUGGAGCAAGGGAUCGAACUUUGUAGCAGUGGCGAGCGAAAGCCCAAUGUAGCUAGCGGGCCGCCAUCCGGCAGUACCGGUGGCCCAAAACCACCCACCAACUUUGGACGGGGCCGCAUGAGCCUUCAACCAUCCACCACCGGUACCACGUCGCUCGUCACAGGCACCACCGGAUUGGGCACGGGCACUAAUGGGCCGGCGCCACCACCCGGAUCGCGGAUCGCCUCGCUCAAGAACCCGGUCGGAUGGGUGUGCUGUGCGCCGUGCAUUUGGCUGAGGAGUUCAUCCGCCGUACACAAGAUGGCGAUAACGGCCGCCACGCUGCUGGUGACAUCGCUGCUCGUAGCAUCGCCGAUACUGUUUCUGAUUUCGGCAGCACCGUCCCAGCUGCCGCGCGAUUGCUUUGCGGCCGACGAGGACGACUGUCAUCCGACGCCGGCACCGCCACCGGUUUGUGCGGAUCCGAUCUGCCGUGCGGCAGCCAUCAGCAUAUCGUCCCGCAUGAACUGGGACGUUGAGCCGUGCCGUGAGUUUAAGAACUACAGCUGCUCCACGAUGGAGAGUAGCCUGCGGGCGGUUAAAAGCGCACAGGAGCUUGCCGAUACGCAGAUGCAGCAGCUGCUGUCGCUGAACACAACGAGCGGAAUAUUUCGAAAGCUGGGCCGACUCUAUGGCAGUUGCCUGCGCCAGGAACUCAACGACACGAGCAUUAGAAGGCGCCUGGAACAGCUCGGUGGCUAUCUGCACAUCGGAUCGGUGGGACCACAAAGCAUAUCGCCGUUGGUAGCGAAGAUACAAGCGAUCGGACCGCUGCCACUGAUCGGCAUCUACUACGAUCUCAGCUACGGCCGCAAACCCCAGACGCUGCUGAUCAUCGAUGGACCAAACAUGCCACCGAACAUACUGGAGAACCCCGUUCGAUGGAAUGGACCAAGGGCACCGCCCUAUGACGUGGAGGAGGUACCGGAGCUGCUAGACGAGCUAAUCAAUACAUUUCUACCGUUGGGGCUGAGCGGUGACCAGCGGCAAUCGGAACGGAACCUUAUUUUUAGCUUUAUUCGUGAACUCAAUCAGAUUCGAAGAAAUUAUGUGCAGAAAGAUUUCACCAGCAGCUAUGUCCUGAACAACGUGACUGCCCUUUUAAAUGCUCAUCCUUUCCUGGCCUGGUCCGAUCUGGUACCGAGCAACUGGACCGGUCCGAUCGUGAUUCGAAGUCCCGAGUACCUGCGGCAGCUUCGGAAGCUACUGCUGCAGUACCAAAACCGUGUGAUCCACAACUCGCUGCUGAUGCUGUUCGCGCUCAAUACGCUACCGCCCGGCCGGCCGUCACCGUUGGUUUGUACGCGCGCUACAAACUGGGCCCUGCCGGAGGUCACAUCCGCCCUGUUCGUGGCCCAGUACAGUGAGGAGGUCAUUCGGCACGCUAUACAGCGGACGGAAGAGAUGUUCGAAAACAUGAAGCAACAUCUGAAGCGAGCUCCAUCGCUACGAGGCGCAGCACUGGUGCGGUUGUCCCAGCUGAAGGUGCAGGCCAAGGUUUGGCCAACGUUGUUUAACCGGACGGAAAUCGCUUCCGUGCUGGAUGAGAUCGAAAUCAGCUCGGACAAUUGGUUCGAAAAUGUGCUGAAAAUUUACGAAAUCAACAACAAUCGGACGAAGGCGGUGAAUUUUACCGUGGACUCUUCGCAGACAGCAUACGCGUAUCCACAAAUAUCGAAAGUAUUCUACGACACCCUGUCCCACUCGAUCGUUGUACCCCUGUCGGUGAUCCUGGUGCCGUACUUUAACCCAGUGCUUCCACCGUACCUGCACUACGCCUCCCUCGGUACGACCCUCGCCAAAGAGAUUCUGCGCUCCAUAACGAAAGCGUUCGAGACGAAGAUCAUGCAGUGUGUGCCGAGCGCCGUCAGUGUCUUCUCGAACGCGAGCCGGAUGGAGCUGUUGAUCCAUUCCGGCGGGUUGCAGAUCGCGUACCAUACGCUCCUGUCCCUGUCCGGACCGAUCAAGGGCAUGAACCGGCUGCUCGGGUUGAGUAUGACGCCACCGCAAAUCUUUUUCCUUAUCUCCGCCCAGCAGCUGUGUGCCGAAUCCGACUACGGUGGGAUCGAUGUCAAUUCGAGUGAUUUCGAUGAAAUACUUGCCUGGCUGAUUUCGCAGGGCGGCAGUGCAUCCGAUGUCUUUCAGUGUCAUUCGACCACUAAGUUAAGUUACCAGAAGAAUUGCGACAUAUGGUAA
This is a messenger RNA of Anopheles marshallii, 2355 nucleotides long. RefSeq lists its product as uncharacterized. Gene Ontology annotation, biological process: protein processing. The transcript is spliced from 10 exons. Lineage: Eukaryota; Metazoa; Arthropoda; Insecta; Diptera; Culicidae. The coding region runs from base 1 to 2355 and encodes 784 amino acids. The record is from RefSeq and is a predicted model, not a curated record. Gene Ontology annotation, molecular function: metalloendopeptidase activity. Gene Ontology annotation, cellular component: plasma membrane.